CUCUCCGCCUAGUGAAAUGGGCGGAAGCAACGUGCUGCAGCCUGCCGGUCAGCCCGCCUGCACUGCGGAGCCGGUGGCUGCGAUGGACGUGGAGCGGGGUAGAAGAGCGCCCGCUGCCUGGUCUAGAGCAACUGAGAUGCCUGAUAAUUUCCUGACUACUGAAGUAUUUUGACUGCUGAAUUUACCUUUCUGACAAUGAACAGUUCAAAAUCACCGGUGUUGGCUGGAAAUGGUAUAUUUGCCAACACAACUUGUCGCACAGAAAAGAAGAUUUCUGUGUUUUUUUCUGUAAUUUUUAUGACAGUGGGAAUUUUAUCCAACACGCUUGCAAUAGCAAUUCUUAUGAAGGCUUAUCAGAGGUUUAGACAGAAAUCAAAAGCCUCUUUUUUGCUUUUUGCUAGUGGCUUGGUUAUCACAGACUUGCUGGGCCAUCUCAUCACUGGAACCAUUGCAGUAUUUGUAUAUAUAUCGGACAAAGACUGGAUCCGAUUUAAUCAAUCAAAUGUUCUCUGUAGCAUUUUUGGCAUCUGUAUGGUGUUCUUCGGACUAUGUCCCCUUUUUCUGGGCAGUGUAAUGGCUGUUGAACGCUGCAUAGGAGUCACAAAGCCAAUAUUUCAUUCAACAAAAAUGACUUCUAAACAUGUAAAAAUGAUGUUAACUAUGGUAUGCCUUUUUGCUAUUUUCAUAGCCUUGCUGCCUAUAUUUAGGUUGAAAGCCUAUCAAAUUCAGGCAUCAAGGACCUGGUGUUUCUAUAAAACAGAACAUGUUGAAGACUGGGAAGACAGAUUUUACCUCCUGCUUUUUUCAUGCUUGGGUUUACUGGCCCUUGGUAUUUCAUUCUUGUGCAAUGCUGUGACGGGAAUUACACUUUUGAGGGUCAAAUUUAAGAGUCAACAUAGACAAGGCAGAUCUCAUCAUUUUGAAAUGAUCAUUCAGCUCUUGGCUAUAAUGUGUGUCUCUUGCAUUUGCUGGAGUCCAUUCCUGGUGACCAUGGCCAGUAUUGGAAUAAAUGAAAAUCAUUCUCGGGAAUCCUGUGAAACAGUACUUUUUGCUCUCCGAAUGGCAACAUGGAAUCAAAUUUUAGAUCCAUGGGUAUAUAUUCUUCUAAGAAAAGCUGUUCUUAAAAAACUCUUCAAGAUUGCUAGAAGAUGUUGUGGUGUGCACCUCAUUAACUUUCAUAUGUGGGAACUCAGUUCCAUUAAAAAUUCUUUAAGAAUUGCAGCAAUUUCUGAUUCACCAGUUACUUCCAAGCAAAUGAAUCAGCAGCCACUCAGUUCAACAGGGCAAUAAAAUGUAUUUCAGAAAAUGGUGAAAAUGGGGUAAUGAUCAUGAAGCACCCCAGUAUUUGAAAGCAUGUAAGUGAGCUGGUAUUUUCUGGGGGGUUUUAAAACAAGAAUUUGGUUUCUUUUCUCAAUGUUUACCACUCUGGAGUUGUUAUUACAAGAUAGUCACCUUCCAAAUUUGCUUUUUAAAAGGAGGCUGUUUAUGUAAUCCUUUCUUUCAAGUUGUGAUGCCAAAGUCUCGGGACUACAUUACAGAAUGGGAAAGCAUCUA
Messenger RNA from Heteronotia binoei (common prickly gecko), 1554 nucleotides. It is a transcript of the gene PTGFR, whose product is annotated as prostaglandin F receptor. Gene Ontology annotation, cellular component: plasma membrane. Gene Ontology annotation, biological process: positive regulation of cytosolic calcium ion concentration; adenylate cyclase-activating G protein-coupled receptor signaling pathway; inflammatory response. Bases 196 to 1290 code for a protein of 364 amino acids. The record is from RefSeq and is a predicted model, not a curated record. Gene Ontology annotation, molecular function: prostaglandin F receptor activity. The transcript is spliced from 3 exons. Lineage: Eukaryota; Metazoa; Chordata; Lepidosauria; Squamata; Gekkonidae.